This is a messenger RNA of Pyricularia oryzae 70-15, 2083 nucleotides long. RefSeq lists its product as uncharacterized. The coding region runs from base 248 to 1807 and encodes 519 amino acids. The record is from RefSeq and is a predicted model, not a curated record. Lineage: Eukaryota; Fungi; Ascomycota; Sordariomycetes; Magnaporthales; Pyriculariaceae. Gene Ontology annotation, molecular function: protein binding; microtubule site clamp. Gene Ontology annotation, biological process: meiotic sister chromatid segregation; attachment of mitotic spindle microtubules to kinetochore; homologous chromosome segregation. Gene Ontology annotation, cellular component: chromosome, centromeric core domain; mitotic spindle; monopolin complex. The transcript is spliced from 3 exons.
CUUUGCCAUUCAAACCGCAAUCGCACUGCCAAUUCCGCCGACGGUACACACCUUGCUUUUGCUUGCGCGGGCCCGCUAUUUACAGCAUCCCUGCUCUCUUUCCGAAAAAAUAAGCUUCGUUCAAGUGUCUGCGCUGCCGAUUUAUCAACCCGAGCUGCACUACAACCAAGGUCGCGACGCGACGACUUGCGCCAACACCGAACAAGCCGGUACACCCCGGCCUUAAUCUUCUGCUACCUCAUGAUCUAUGUCUAAAGCGACGUCCAAACAAAGUUUACUGGGCUUGGUGGAUUCGGACUCGGAUGACGACCUUGGAGCGAGCUUUGCCUCGGUUGAGAACCACGGAUCGGCUGCUUUGAAGAAGAUAACAGCAAAGAAAAUGCCUCCCAAGAAAGCCGCAGGCCGCCCGGCCGCCAGCAAGGUCACCAAGAAACCUGCAAAACCAACGACACGUCGCGUUAAUGACAGACUCACCGCCGCCGUGGAAGCCGCCGUCGAAAAUCCGGAUGCGCCGAUGACAACGAAGCCUGGUACCGACGCCCCAAAAAGGGGCCGCAAAGCCGCGGCAGCCAAUCCCGACGACGCUGUGAUACCUGUAUCACCGCCUAGCAGUGGGGCAGCAAAAGGAAGGGUUGCCCGAGGGCGACCAAAGGCUGCAGCGGCUGCGAAAAAGAACGCGAAGGACCAGGAUGCUCCAGAGGACGACCCCCAGACUACCACAUCUGCACCUGCGAAGAGGGGUAGGAAGCCGGCCGCCAAGCAGCAGACUGUCGACGCCGAAGAGACUCUAGAGAUUCCUGAAACACAGCAACCGCAGGAUGCCAUGGAUGUUGACGAGGACACGGGGGUGGAGCAGGAAGAGGUCACAGCUAUGGACGACCUGACCGCCAUAUCACCCGUUGGCUCACCGCCCGGUAGGGCCUUGCCAUUAAGCAUGUCAUCACCCGGCAAGGUUAGGAGUCGACCGACUACUACAGCAGAUGUCGAAGAGACCGACUCGUCAUUAAGACGGCGGCUGGGAGACCUUACCAAGAAGUACGACGCUUUAGAAACAAAGUAUCGUGAUUUGCGAGAAAUUGGGGUGAAAGAAGCCGAGCGCUCGUUUGACCGCUACAAGAAGCAGAGUGAAGACAGGGCCAAGACUGCCGCCGAUCUGAUUUCAAAACUCAAAGAUGAGCUUGCUGCACAAAAAGACCUCGCCAGGGAGGGCCAAAGGCACAAAAAGGAUCUUGAAGCGAAGGAUGCCGAGGCCACAUCCCUAGCGGGCCAAGUGCAAGUCAUGGAGAACGCUUUGGCAGAAGCCAGGAAAGAGAUCAAAACUCUAGCCACGAGGUUGUCGGCGUCUCGAACGGUUGAGGUACCACACACUCUGAAAGCUCCCCCGGGAAGCGCUCUCAAAAUUGGAGCUGGAGUGGGCUCUGCUGCAGCUCGAGCUGCUGCCAGCGCUGAAGCUCUCCAAGUUGCACAGGCUGCACAGAUGAAGGAGGAUCUGUAUGGUGAUCUCACUGGCCUGAUAAUUCGUGGUGUCAAGCGGAGCGAGGAUGAGGAUGUGUUUGACUGCAUACAAACUGGUCGGAACGGAACUUUGCAUUUCAAGUUGUCCAUCGGCAAUGACAUGUCUGCAGAAAACUACGAUGAGGUGCAGUUCAUGUACAUGCCACAACUCGACCCAAGUCGAGAUAGGGCACUCAUGGACAUGUUACCAGACUACUUGGUGGAGGAGAUCAGCUUUCCUAGGCCUCAUGCUGCAAAAUUUUAUUCCAGGGUCAUGCGGUCCUUAACGGAGCGUGUGGACCAGGGGGAAUAAAGUAAAUAUGUCGUCAGCAGGGGCCAUCCAGUUAUCGGCAUAGCACUGAGCUUGUGCAUAAAUGUUUGGUUUGUUUGAGACGACACGAUCUGGAUGAAGGGGUAUGAAUAACAUGCGUGGGAGUUUGGCGUCAGAUAUUUAGCUCUCGGGUUUCUGUGGAUUCCUUCGUCCGCGUAUAUACCAUUUUUCCUAUAUUGUUUAUCGCCCGAAUCUUAUCAUAUACCCAUCUGUUUAAUUGUAUUCAUUAUCACUAAAUUGAUUUUAAACUCGUUCCCA